AUGGCUACUCUCGAACAGCAAUUUGAAGCCGCAACAUCAGCGCGAGAAAUCCCUGGUGUUGUUCUUGUUGCCAGCGAUUCUAGUGGAUCAUUCAAAUAUGAAAAAGCCUUCGGACCAGCGACACCUGACUCGCAGACCGAGCUUGACUCAACUUUCGUCAUGGCAUCAUGCACGAAGCUUGUAACUUCUAUCGCUGCUUUGCGCUGCGUAGAGCAGGGCCAAAUUGGUCUUGACGAUGACCUCUCCCCUGUCUUAACGGAGUUCAAAGAUAUUCAAAUUCUCGAAGGCUUCGAAACCGGGACCGAUGGAAAAGAAAUUCCUAUUCUCAAGCCAGCCAAGAACAAGGUCACCCUGAGGCAAUUGAUCACCCAUACUUCCGGAAUCGGCUAUGACACUUUCACACCACCGCUCGUAAAAUUCCGCGCCACGCAAGGUGACGACUCCACAACUACCCAUGAAUCCGAAAUGCUCAAGACUAUUACUGUUCCUCUUUUGUUUGAACCCGGUACAUCCUGGGUCUAUGGCUACGGUCUUGACUGGGUAUCCGUCCUAGUCCGCCGUCUCAACAAUGGUCAAUCACUAGAAGACUACUUCCAAGCCCAUAUUUUCGGCCCACUAAAUAUCAAAGAUAUUACCUUCCGUCGCGAUCUCAAUCCACACGUUCAAGAAAAACUCGUCAAAAUGACCGUGAGAAAGGGCUUGACAAUUUCUAAUCCCCUCCUUGGACUUUCCGAUGACGGUGAUCAGGGUGGAGAGGUAGAAUGGACCGAUAGCGUACCCUAUGACAUUGGGGAACAUGAAUGUUUUGGAGGUCACGGACUUGUCGGUUCGGCAACUUCAUAUCUCAAAAUCCUCACGUCGAUUCUUCGCGAUGAUGAAGUGUUGCUCAAGAAAUCUACCACGGCGGAAAUGUUCAAGCCGCAGCUUUCCGCUAAUGCAGUUGAUGCUAUGUGUUCCAGCCUCGUGUGCGCAUUUCAUUCUCAGGGAUUCUUCUCGAGUCAUCCUUUUGGGAGAAAGCUGAAUUGGGGAUUAGGUGGGUUACUGAUCGAGGAGGAUAUUGAGGGGGGUAAGAAAAAUGGUACUCUCUGCUGGAGCGGUCUACCGAAUUUGUUGUGGAGUAUUGAUAGGAAAGAAGGUUUGGCUUGCUUAUACGCUGGUAAUGUAUUACCUUUUGGUGAUCCGAAGAGUUAUACGAUGCAGCAGAUUUUUGAGGCGGAGAUGUAUAAAAGGUUUGGAGAGUUUAAGAGAUCGUAA
Molecule: messenger RNA, 1254 nt
Organism: Sclerotinia sclerotiorum 1980 UF-70
Lineage: Eukaryota; Fungi; Ascomycota; Leotiomycetes; Helotiales; Sclerotiniaceae
Exons: 3
Coding region: 1-1254 (417 amino acids)
Source: RefSeq, a predicted model, not a curated record